Messenger RNA from Arachis duranensis, 691 nucleotides. Its product is annotated as zinc finger protein CONSTANS-LIKE 4. The record is from RefSeq and is a predicted model, not a curated record. The transcript has a single exon. Lineage: Eukaryota; Viridiplantae; Streptophyta; Magnoliopsida; Fabales; Fabaceae. The coding region runs from base 104 to 571 and encodes 155 amino acids. Gene Ontology annotation, molecular function: zinc ion binding.
ACCUUUUAUUUGUGUUAUGAAUCUUCUUUCUUUUCCAUAUAUAUAGGCACUACCUUGUCUUAACAAGAUAGAAAAAAAAGUGGCAACUACUUAAAGGUUUGAGAUGAGGAAGAAGUGUGAGCUGUGUAACUGUGCUGCAAACUUGUUCUGUGAUUCAGAUCAAGCAAGCCUUUGUUGGGAAUGUGAUGCAAAGGUUCACAGUGCAAACUUUCUGGUCACAAAGCAUCCAAGGAUUCUUCUAUGCCAUGUUUGUCAAUCACUAACACCUUGGCAUGGUUCAGGUCCCAAGUUUGUUCCCACCAUGUCACUUUGCACUGAUUGUGUCACCAAAAACAAUGAUACCUGCAACCACCAGAAUGAUGAUGAUGUAGAAAAUGAUGGUGUUGAUGGUGGUGAGGAUGAAGAUGAAGAUGAAGAUGAAGAUGAAGAAGAAGAAGAAGAAAAUCAAGUGGUUCCAUGGACAUCAUCAACAUCAAUGCCUCCACCACCAGUUUCCUCUUCUUCAAAUAGUGCAACCACUACUUCCACCAGGUUCUCUAAUGGUGCUGAAGAAGAAGCAAUCUCCAUCUGACUAAUAAAAUUCAUGCCUUUUUCUACUCCUUCAUGUUCAUGUUCAAGUAGAGGCUCUCUGCUGUUAAGUAGUAGUAUUGUUGUUAUUAUAACUCAUAAUAUAUGCUUUGAUUUUUGUUCC